Guyanagaster necrorhizus is the source of this 2664-nucleotide messenger RNA. Its product is annotated as eukaryotic translation initiation factor 3 subunit 8. The transcript has 7 exons. Gene Ontology annotation, cellular component: eukaryotic translation initiation factor 3 complex. Gene Ontology annotation, molecular function: translation initiation factor binding; translation initiation factor activity; RNA binding. Bases 46 to 2664 code for a protein of 872 amino acids. Lineage: Eukaryota; Fungi; Basidiomycota; Agaricomycetes; Agaricales; Physalacriaceae. The record is from RefSeq and is a predicted model, not a curated record. Gene Ontology annotation, biological process: translational initiation.
CCACUUUUUUCCUUUCGGCACCGUACCCAUACGCAACAUACCACAAUGUCUCGUUUCUUCAGGCAGGCUGGUGACUCCGACUCCGACUCUGAGGAAUCCGACGAUGAGUCCAUGUCCAGCGGUGACGAUGCUCCAGCCCAAAGACCGGCGGUCUCUGCUGCAAAGCCAGCAAUGUCUCGUUUCUUGCGUACCGCUGGAUCAGAUUCGAGUUCGAGUGAUUCAGACGAGUCUGAAGACUCAGAUAGUGACAGCGAUGACGAUGCACGACCUGUGAAGAGAACUGGACUGCCUCUUCGAAGUGACUCGGAAGAUGAAGAUUCAGAAGAGGACACGAAAGCAGGUGUAAGAAUCAUGAGCGCCCAGGAAAGGCGUCUUGCGGAGAUGGAGUUGACGGGCAAAGCUAUCGACAAUGCCUUGAAAAUCAAUGACUGGGUUGCAAUUUCCAACGAGUUCGACAAGCUCGUGCGUAUGAUCCAACGCCAGCAUAACGUUUCCGAACCAGUCCCUCCGUUCUACAUCAAAGCUCUCAUUAGCUUAGAGUCCUCUCUCAAUGCCGCUAUUGCCAAAGAAAAGGAAUCAAAGAAAAAGAUGAAUGCUACAAACGCCAAAGCCCUUACCGCCAUGAAGCAAAAAGUAAAGAAGAGUGUGAAAGAAUAUGAGCAGGAUAUCUCUAAAUACAAUACUGAUCCGGAAACAUUUGAACGGGACUAUGCGGCUUUGACAACUCGUGAAGCACCUCCAGUUUCAGGAACCGCGCGGUCGACAUCUAGGAGUGUGGACGCCGACGGCGAGGUCAUUGAUGACUUUACGACUGUGGGGAAGGGCGGCAAAAGCAUGCAAUUCACAUCAGAAAGCAUCUUCAAGAACCUUCAAGCCGUACAGGAAGCCCGUGGUAAAAAGAAUACGGACCGAGCUGAGCAAAUCCGAAUUCUCGAAAAGCUCCUCGAAGUGGCUGCUACGACCUACCAGCGACUCCGUGUUCUUCUUGCCCUCAUUUCGUCGCGCUUCGAUUACAAUUCUUCAGUAUCUACGCAUAUGCCUGUCGAGCUGUGGCUGUCUGCUCAGCGAGAAGUCGACCAGCUACUUUCCGUUGUUGCUUCGAAUUCUGCAUAUUCGGUUCAGGAGAUAACUGGGGAUUACGAUGAAAUGGUAGAACGGUCUCCUUCUACUGAAAAGGACGGCGUUGUGCGGAUACGUGGCAGUAUCAUCAGUUUCGUUGAUAGACUCGACGAUGAGUUUACAAAGAGUCUGCAAAACAUCGAUCCGCACGGUCCGGAAUAUGUUGAUCGACUGAAAGACGAGAAGGUCUUGUAUUACACGAUCUGCCGGGCGGAAGCUUUCUAUGAGAAGACAGAUCAAGAAGAACCGCUUGGACGGGUCAUUAUGAGACGACUCGAGCAUAUCUACUCCAAGCCUGACCCUGUCGUUCAAGCGCUUGAAGCAAGCGUCGACACCUCUGACAUAAAACCGAAAAUGAACCUGUCGCAAGGCGCGACCUCUCUUCUGAUCCACCAACUAUGCGUUUAUCUGUAUGGUGCCGGAAACUCGCUUCUUCGGACGCGUGCUAUGCUAAGUCACAUCUAUCAUCAUGCCUUGCAUAACGAUUUCCACACCGCUCGGGACAUGCUACUCAUGUCGCACCUUCAAGAAUCCAUCCACUCUGCCGACGUUGCCACGCAGAUUUUGUAUAAUCGUACUGUAGUGCAACUUGGUCUGUGCGCAUUCAGAUGUGGUCUUAUUAAAGAGGCCCAGUCGACACUGCAAGACAUAUUCACGACUCAGAGGGUCAAAGAACUUCUGGCGCAGGGCGUUCAUCAACAACGUUUCCAGGUCCUCACGCCCGAGCAAGAGAAGGCAGAGAAGCAACGACAGCUCCCCUUCCACAUGCACAUCAACACAGAGCUGCUAGAAGCUGCCUUCCUCGUGUCUAGCAUGCUGGUGGAAAUACCUUUGCUUGCUAGUAUCGAUUCUGAGGAGCUCAAGCGGAAAGCCAUCUCUAAGCCAUUCCGACGCCUGCUUGAUUUUGCAGACAGGCAGGUGUUCACCGGACCUCCUGAAAGCACCAGGGAUCAUAUUAUGCAAGCCAGCAAAGCUCUCCAGGAUGGCGAAUGGGAGCGGUGCAGAGAUCUGAUCCAGAGCAUCAAGAUCUGGAGUUUGAUGCCCGAAUCUGCAGCUGUGAAGGAAAUGUUGGCGAAGCGAAUACAGGAACAAGGCUUACGCACCUUCUUGUUCACGUAUUCAGCUUAUUACACCACACUUUCACUUUCACUGCUUGCUAGAACAUUCUCUUUGCCCCUUCGUACAGUCACCUCUAUUGUCUCCAAGAUGAUAUGGACGGAGGAGCUUUCCGCCUCCUUGGAUCAGUCGGGCGGAGUUGUCGUUUUGCAUCGGGUGGAGGUGUCUCGCGCCCAGCAAUUGGCGUUGGUCAUCACUGAUAAAGUCAACGCUAUGGUGGAGCAAAACGAAAAGACUCUCGAUGUCAAGAUGGGUGGUAGUGGGGGAUGGAGCGAUCGUGCCGAUGGUACUAAAGGCGAAAAGCGUGGAGAGCAAACUCAAGAACGACGCGGUCGUGGUGAGCGUACACGAGGUGGUGCUCGAGGUACUACACGCGGUCGUGGGGGUCGAUUUGCACAAGGCCUUGGAAACCGAAUGCAGAGUGGUUAG